Elaeis guineensis (African oil palm) is the source of this 2095-nucleotide messenger RNA. Its product is annotated as protein indeterminate-domain 7. The record is from RefSeq and is a predicted model, not a curated record. Lineage: Eukaryota; Viridiplantae; Streptophyta; Magnoliopsida; Arecales; Arecaceae. Gene Ontology annotation, molecular function: DNA-binding transcription factor activity. Gene Ontology annotation, cellular component: nucleus.
GUUUUCCUUGUUUUCAGUUGUUUUACACCUUGGUAUAGCCUGCUUAAGGUUUCUUCUAUGAGGUAUCAAAGCAUAUGCAGCUGUUGAAGCAUAGGAGAUUCUUCCUCUUUUCUCUCUUAAAAAGGGUUUGGUGCAGUUCCAUUUAGCUGUGCCACGAAGGCCUUUUCUUGUUUCUCCUUUUCUUCAUCUUUUUUCUGGAAAAAAAAUAUAUUGGAAUCUUAACUUGAACGUUUCCUUUUCUCUUGCCUGUUGAGAUCGAGUUGAGAUCUCUUGGAAAGUCUAGUGGAGAUACUAUUAUCCUACCGCAUGCAUUUCUUCAUCUUUUUUGUACGUAUUUUAUAUAGAAUUGUGGUAUGUCAAUCCUAGAUGCAUGUUAGUCUUUUGAUUGGUUAUGCUCCAAUUAUUCGCUCUUGAUUGUACAUGAUUCCCUUCUACUAGUUGAAAGUAAAACAUAGAUCUCCUUCGAUUGGUUGAGCUCUCUCUCUCUCCUUUUCCCAUCCAUUGUUUUUCCCCAUCUCCUUCUGAAAUUAAAGCAAUUUGAUGAUGAAAGGGUUGGGAAUUCAGCAGCAACAAGUGGUGGAGGAGAAUAUGUCCAACCUCACUUCUGCCUCUGGUGAAGCCAGUGUCUCUCCACAUCAGCAGUCUUCUUUUGCCUCUAUAAACCCAAAUCCAGUCAAGAAAAAGAGGAGCCUUCCAGGAAACCCAGACCCGGCUGCUGAAGUGAUAGCACUGUCCCCGAAGACAUUGAUGGCAACAAAUAGGUUUGUGUGUGAGAUCUGCAACAAAGGUUUCCAGAGGGACCAGAACCUCCAGCUCCACAGAAGGGGUCAUAACCUUCCAUGGAAGCUGAAGCAGAGAACCAACAAGGAGGUGAGGAAGAAGGUGUACAUCUGCCCAGAGGUCACAUGUGUGCACCAUGAUCCUUCCAGGGCUCUUGGGGACCUCACUGGGAUCAAGAAGCACUUCUGCAGGAAGCAUGGGGAGAAGAGGUGGAAAUGUGACAAGUGCUCCAAGAAAUAUGCCGUUCAAUCUGAUUGGAAAGCCCACACCAAGAUCUGUGGCACAAGGGAAUAUAGAUGUAACUGUGGAACCCUCUUCUCAAGAAGGGACAGCUUUAUCACCCACAGAGCUUUUUGUGAUGCAUUGGCUGAAGAAAGUGCAAGAGCCAUCACAGCGAACCCUAUGGUUGAUCACCAUCACCUGCUGUGCUCUCAGCCCACAGCAUCGCAUGAACUCUCUGCUCCAAAUACUAGCAUACAACAAGCCCAGUUCCCUCACCUGUUGAGAACCACAGAGGCCGGCACCAGCACUGCAAGCAGUCAGGGUCUCCAAGAUCUCUCACUAAAAGGAGAGCACCAGAAUCAAGACUUCAGCAUCAGGCCAGAAAUCCCACCGUGGGUAGCCUGUCAAGGCCCUGGCCCACCACUAGACCUCCCUCCCUUCAUUUACUCAACAAUGUUGGGACCUGAGUUACGAAAUGAGAACCAAACCCCUCACCCUCCGCUGUACCAAACCUCGGCAGCCACCCCUCACCUGUCAGCCACUGCACUGCUUCAGAAGGCAGCUCAGAUGGGUGCAACCAUGAGUAGAAACCCUCACACUGGUCAGAUCAGUGCUACUCGUUUUGGCCUUGGCUUGCCAUCACACCAGGAGAUGGGUGGGGGUGGAGAUGAUGGUCUUGUGCUCGAAGAUAUGGUGAUGGCUUCCAUGUCAUCAGCUCCUGGUCUUGGUGGAGGGCCUUUUGAAGGAGCCUUGGGUGGAAUGCUGGGAUCGAAGAGAGAGGGGAAUGGUGUUGAGGGCCUGAUAAGAAGCCAUGGAAGGAUUGAAGGAGGGGUAGGUGGCGGUGGUGGUGGAAAUGAUGGAACGACAAGAGACUUCCUGGGUCUCAGGGCAUUCUCCCAUAGGGAGAUUCUCAGCAUUGCUGGGCUCGACCCCUGCAUGGCCUCCUCUUCAUUUGAGCAGCCCCAGAAGAACAAGGCACCAUGGCAUGGGUAGUUACUCCAACGGAAACUGGUAUAAACGGCUUUUUCUUUCGUUCGAUCUAAACUUUUCAUAGGAAAAAACAGUGGGUUAAUAUCCUUUCGCUACCUCUCUC